CAGUUUAUCUAUGGUGAAACUUGUUAUAAUUCCCAUGUAUUUUCUUACUCUCUGGAGACUAAAUUUUGUAUCCCUUUCUUCUUUCCUAGGCGAGGUUUUAUUUCUGCUGUGGGGUGUUUGGCUUUGUAUCCGUGUACGAAAUGCUCCCUCGGCGUACAACGAGAGCAAGUACAUCGCCUGGUGUAUAUAUAACACUCUGUUUGCUAAGAUCGUAGUUGGUCUUCUGAGAAUUGUUCUAGAUAACUUUCACAAUCCUGAUGUGGCGUAUGUCGUAAACAGUUUGUCAACGCAUGUCAUUGCCACCGUUAUGUUGGUUUUGCUCUUUGCUUUCAAGGUAUACUUCUUGAAAAAAUACAAUGUAAAUCAAAGAAGGCGUUCUCGGGGUAGUUCGUCUAUAGCCACAACGAUGACGGAUCUUCGUAAAUCACCAUUUCAUCUCAACCGUUUGGAGGACGGUACUUUGGUGUGCGAAAACGAUGAAGAGAAAAGCCGCGAGGGUCUGGAAACUGAGAAUAUACAACUGAGGGAGGAAAUACGUGAUUUGACUGCGAAACUUGCAGCAUGUGAAUACAAACAACAACGAGAGCAGAGACGACAACAAGGAAGUCCACAAGAAAACAGCUACAUUUCCACGAGUAGCGAGACUCGUCACUCCAGAUUCAACAGCGAGACGGAGAGCGCUCAGGGUCGAGAGUCGGAAUCUCCCGAUAAAAUUGGUCAAAAGGUGUCGAACGUUGCCGACAGCUUGACAAGCAACGGUAGCGUGUUCACACGCGAGGAAAGAGUGGAAGUUUAA
This is a messenger RNA of Xenia sp. Carnegie-2017, 796 nucleotides long. Its product is annotated as probable G-protein coupled receptor CG31760. Bases 11 to 796 code for a protein of 261 amino acids. Gene Ontology annotation, molecular function: G protein-coupled receptor activity. Gene Ontology annotation, cellular component: membrane. The transcript has 5 exons. Lineage: Eukaryota; Metazoa; Cnidaria; Anthozoa; Malacalcyonacea; Xeniidae. The record is from RefSeq and is a predicted model, not a curated record. Gene Ontology annotation, biological process: G protein-coupled receptor signaling pathway.